Messenger RNA from Cyclopterus lumpus (lumpfish), 4182 nucleotides. It is a transcript of the gene foxk1, whose product is annotated as forkhead box K1. Gene Ontology annotation, molecular function: protein binding; DNA-binding transcription factor activity, RNA polymerase II-specific; RNA polymerase II cis-regulatory region sequence-specific DNA binding. Gene Ontology annotation, biological process: regulation of transcription by RNA polymerase II. The transcript is spliced from 9 exons. Lineage: Eukaryota; Metazoa; Chordata; Actinopteri; Perciformes; Cyclopteridae. The record is from RefSeq and is a predicted model, not a curated record. The coding region runs from base 171 to 2243 and encodes 690 amino acids.
AACUCCAGUCCCGUUCUUGCACCGCCUCGGACUCCAUGUUGUUCCGACAGCCACGGAGCGAGCAAGUGCCCUGGCCGAAAACUCUCACGUUGCAACUUUGUGUGUGCGAGAAGUAAAGUGUGUGUGAGUGUGUACGCGCGUGUGUGAGUGUGUUGACCCUCCGAAAGAAGAUGGCAGACUACCGGGAAGACACCGGAGCUCGAGCCCUGCUUGCUUUACAGUCGGCACCAUGCAGUCCCGUGCGCGUCGCGGUGACCUCGCACGCCUAUCACCAGCCAUCGCUCGCCCUCUUGGGUCCUUCGAUGAUGGAAGCCCGCGCCGACGCCGGGCUUUUCCCCGUGCGCCUUGCGUGUCCUCCUGCGCAGGCCCUGGCUAGACUCGAGGGCCGGGACUUUGAGUUUGUGAUGCGCCAGAGGACGGUCACCAUAGGCCGGAACUCGUCUCACGGCUCCGUGGACAUCAACAUGGGCCACUCGAGCUUCAUCUCCAGGCGACACCUGCAGAUCGCCCACGACGAGACGAGCGGGUUCUCCCUCCGGUGUCUGGGCAAGAACGGCGUGUUCGUUGACGGGGUGUUCCAGCGGAGAGGCGCGCCGCCGCUGUCGCUGCCCAGAGAGUGUGUGUUUCGUUUUCCCAGUACAGUAAUCAAGAUCCAGUUCAUGUCGCUCCUGCCGCCGGAGGAGCACCGAGAGAGGGAGCAGCCCUCGCUUCCCCCUCGCCCACUUCUGCCCCACAUUUCCCCCCUCAAAAUAAGCAUUCCCACAAUGCAGCAGCAUGAAGAGCACAUCAGGGCUUUUGGCUCGCCGAUGCCCUCGCCCACAGGCACCCUCAGUGUUCCUAACUCCUGCCCGGUCAGUCCGCGAGGGGCAGGAUCAUCAGGGUAUCGCUAUGGACGCAACGUGACCUCUGACCUCCAGUUAGCAGCUGAAUAUGCCGCCAAGGCUGUUUCUGAGCAGAGACGAAGCAUUGCUGAGCAGAGAGGUGGGGGAAGUGAGCAGCGGGAGGGGUCGGCCGGUGGAGACAGCCCCAAGGACGAGUCCAAGCCACCUUAUUCCUACGCACAGCUAAUCGUCCAGGCCAUCUCUUCUGCCCCGGACAAACAGCUGACUCUCUCUGGCAUCUACGCCCAUAUCACCAAACACUACCCCUACUACCGCACUGCAGACAAGGGCUGGCAGAACUCAAUAAGACACAACCUGUCACUCAAUCGCUACUUUCUCAAAGUGGCCCGUUCUCAGGAUGAGCCCGGGAAAGGGAGUUUCUGGCGCGUGGAUUCUGCUUCCGAGAGCAAGUUGGUGGAGCAAGCCUUCAGGAAAAGAAGGCAAAGAGGGGUGGCUUGCUUUAGGACGCCAUUCGGACCCCUCUCUUCUAGGAGUGCUCCUGCCUCCCCGACCCACCAGGGACUUCUUUCUCCCCCGUCUAGCGGGCUGCAGACUCCUGAAUGUCUGAGCAGGGACGGCUCUCCCAUCUCCCACGACCACCACGAACAGCUGGCUCACAAACUGGCAUCCGUACCCGAGUAUAGGUAUUCUCAGAGUGCCCCUGGAUCUCCAGUCAGCGCUCAGCACGUCAUCAUGGCUGCACCCGCCCACCCGACAGUCCAGGGGAAAGCCCUUGCCUUCGUUCCAAGUGGCGGCGGCCAGAUCCAGCCCAUCCACAUGCUCCAGGGCCCCGCUCAGUCCUCCAUCACCAUGGUGCGGGUGGUUACCAGCGCCCCUCCAACUUCCAACCCUCCUAAUGGGUACAGCGCUCCCUCUAUUGGAGGAACAGAGGGCAACACUGAGCUCAGAGAAGCCCAGCUCAACAGAGAGCGAGUGAUCCAGACUGUGGACAGUGCAGUGCAGGGUGGGGACGGGCGACACCUGGCCCUAGGUUUACAUCAACUUCCUGUUCGUCCUGUUACUCAGAAUGGAAAACACACCGGUGCUGCCGUUGCCACAGCAACCGGUCUUGCUAAUGCAUCUGGCAUCCAGACACUGACUCCACCGUACUUCAUAUUCCUUCCAGGCCUGAGCAGUCCUCUCCAGAUCUUGGCUGCCCAGGCCUCCAGCUCCCCUCCGGUGCUGGUGAGUCGACAGCCCAGUGCAGAAACGUUAGCCGAGCAGCCGGGGGGGGAGCCACAGGCCAAGCGGACAAAGAUGGAGGACGGAGGUGGGACUGAAUCUGUUCUGCAUCAAGUCACGCCUUCUCAGCAGCCCGUCAUCGUCGCCAUGACAUCACAAACCCACGACCCCAGGAAGUGAAAACCCAGGGCCUCUAACCAGGUACCCGACGGACAGCCUCCUCACGGUCCCCUAACUGCUUUUGCCUUUUAUACUCAUUUGAUAUGACUGCAGCCGCCACGGCCAAGAAAUAAAAAUGUACAGGCAGCCUCUCUUUGACAGAAGGGAAUUAAAAUUGUAAGGAAACAUAUUUUUCUUUUUGGGUCAAAAGUAUAUUAAAACUUUUCAAAAAUACAUUCUGUAUUCAAAGCAAGUAAAUCUUUCAGGACUUUUUUUUUCCAGCUUUUUUUUUUAAUGUAAUCCAUUACUCACUGACACAACAAAAGUAAGGAUAUUAAGCUUAUAAGAGCAUUAUACAUAUUACAAUCAUUUCAGCACUACUUUUACUAUGUGAAUAUUGGAUAAUAUCUCAAGAUACAACCUUUCCUCUGAUGGAUGAGAUGCAUCAGUUACUGUCACUCCCGAGGCCAAAGAACUCCUGCACUUGUUAUUAGCCAUUACCUGAAUUAAAACCAGGGAAUGUUUGUUUUUUUAAAUGGCCGGUAUUUAUAGAAGAAACUGUGACGAUCAGAGUUUGAUAUAUUGUGUAUAACUUCACACAAUAGAGGACAGAGAGGACUUUGCUGCGUAUACGCAGACACACUGAUGGGCCGUGGGAGACUGUUAAGAAUAUGAUUGUACUCUUCAUAAGGCCACUUUUUUUUUUUUUACUGAAAAGGUCUCGCUUACAAAAAGAAAAUAUAUUAAUAUUAAGGCCCAGGAUGUGAGGUGGCUAUCCUUCUUGCCUUCUUCUUCUGUGAAGCACAAACGGAAAAAAAAAAAUGGGUUUUGCUUUUUGGAAGAAAAUCCAGGAACGACAAACGAGGACUUUUGCUUCUCUUCACUCCUCGAGAUGAACUGAGUGAUUGGACAGCAGAGGAGGGUUACAAAAAAAAAAUAAAAAAAAAUAAAAAAAGGCAACUAUUUGGAGUUGAUUGAAGUGGAGCUAACCUAAUGUAGACAAACUGAUUGUUUUAAUUAUUUUGUUCUCGUUUCAGUAGUGGUUAAAAGGAGAAAUGGAACAGUCUGUGCGUAUGUUUUUUUUGUGUUAGCACAGAAAAAAAGCAUUAUUGUAAUAAUCCUUAAAGCCUUAAAUAUUUCUACGUUUUGUUUUUUGUCUUUUUUUAUUUUAACCUUUUAGAAAGCUUUAACUUUUUCUUCUUUAAAAAUAGUUAACACAGCGCUUCUUUAACAGAACAUGAUCGGCAACACUACAGCGGUGACGGUUACGUUGCAUCAGAAGACUUGCAUCAGUUUUAUCAGGGGGAAGAAGGGCGGGACCAACACACGACCACAGAUUUCAACAGCUUGUUUUCUUUUCUUUCCGUAUACGGUACUUCCGACAUAAUUUUCUACGGGGGACUCUUGCUUUUCAAUUUCCCUGAAAUACAUUAACCUUUCUCCCAAUCUACCUCUCCUCCGUGAGCAGGAGUCUCUACAGAGGCAUCAAGCGUUUAGCAAUUCCUGUCACAGACACUGCCCUCAUUAGAUAUUCUCCAGCACUUUCUCCUCCUCCUCUAAUCUUUCAUUCUCACUCUGCCUUUGGCUUUUUCUGAAUGUCCUUGCACAGGGCCUCAUUUUUAGCUGGCAAUCAGGCCCCAACUUGCGAAAGAUUUCAGUGAUUGUUGUUGCACAUUAGAAAAAUAUUUUUUUUUUUUUUUUUUUAAAAGAUGCGUAAUGAUUGUAUGCUGCUCUAUCUGCUAAAUGACAAAGCUAUUUAGAAGGUAUUUUUUCUGAUUUUGGAGAAAAGAAAAAAUAUUUUGCUAUAUGUAAAAAAAAAAAUUAAAAAAGAAUAAAUAAAACGGCUGUCGUCAAUACGUAAACAUUCUGGAAAUAGAGAAGUAUAUGUAUUUUUAAAUGUUCCUGUUUUUGUGAUUUGUUAAAAAUGUGUAGCACAAAUUAAAAUUCCUCAUUGACUUAA